UGGACCCGUGUCCUCUUCAAGAGCAGCCAAUGUUAACUGCUGAGCCAUCUCCCUAGACCAGUAGCUGCUUCUUCCUGUUACUCAGUCUCCCUUUUGGGGGGCAGCGUGUGCUGGUUUCAUCUGUCCCCAGCCAGCAGAAACAUGCUAAAAACACACAUGCCCAUUCUAUGUGCUCAACCUCACAGCUUCCCAACAAUCAAGAAGAUACCAGGACAAAAACAUGGGGGCUGCACUGAGGAGGGAGAGGCGGAACCCUGGGUCUCUGGCGAGCUAACCUAGCUGACUGGUGAGUCCCAGGCCAAUGAGAGACCCUGCCUCAAAAGCCAAGGCGGACAGAACCUGAGGAAUCCUAACUGAGGUUCUCCAGCCUCCACAUGCACACACAUGCAUAUGAACAUACGUGAACAUGCACACACACUCAGAUACAAAGAAAGUACAAGUGAGAUCAAUUCACUCUAAAUUCUUAUGAAUACCAGAUAACUUGACUGAACAGCUCAGGUCAGGGCCACCUAAUAAGGUCUGAUCAUGAAGUGAAGCUCUCUCUUCCAUGCUUGUCUCCACCUCAGGGCUACAAUGCCAAUACUAUACUAUAUAUACACCCCUAUACUCUGGCUGAAACCCCAACAACCAGAAGGAGGGAUGCUUCUGGAAUGGCAAUGAGUCACAGGCCCACUCGGCCCCCAGGGCCUGGGUCCCCUCAACUUGGGCUGUACAAGGCCUAAAACUGGAAACAGAGAAGAGAGGUGGUCCACUGACCCCUGGGCAGAGGGACAUUAGACCCAGCUAACAUUAGAGCAGAAAUCCCACCUGGAUUCCUAAUUUCUGAUCAGAAUACUUGCUACCUGUGGGCUGCAUUUCCUGCUGCAAGCAUCCCCAAGAAAAUCAUACCUUACAUUUGCUGCGUUCCUGGCGACCUACUAAAGGUGACUGAGAAAACCCAGGGAUCAGUCUUAGAAGCCAGCACCACUCCAAGUAAGCAAGGGUAUCAUCACUUGCUUCUACAAACGAGUAGAGGUUUCAUACCUAAAAGGUAAACAAUAUUAUAAUCCCUCCACACUUCAAAUGAAUGUGUCCGUGGGUGAACAGCAGCAGUCACCCUGGAAACUUCCAUAAAAUGUGUGUCCAGCAGGACUGUUUACACUGCCUACAUACGGGAGAAAAAAAAAAAACCAAAAAACAGCCAGCAAAAAAAUGGUUAAUGCUGGCCUUAAAAAGGAGGCUGGCCAGAGCCCAGUGAGUGUGCUUGGGAAGUCUAUAAAGGAGGCGCUGUGCCAAGGGGGCCAGACGCUGCGGGACAGCCACAGGCAUCGUGAGCCCGCUCCCUUCCAGACAGGUCUUUCUUUUCCUCUCCUGCUGUAUCCCUGCUGAGUGCCAUCCCCGAGGUGCUGCAAGUGCAGGGCAAUCCCCUGUGGGCAAGCUCCGGGCACUCCUCCAGCUGACAGUCCGGUGACACGGUGGCACAGAUCUGGACACACAAGAGAAAAAUCAAAAGGACACCAGUGCUGAUCUUUAGGCCAACAGAGCAGCAGUUUGGAUCAAGGACAGAACCGAGGGUGUUGUCUCUCCCACACUCCACCAGAAUGGUUGAUCCGCUCUAGGGCUCUGCUCUCCUUAAGCUGCUGGAGUUGUGGCCGAACUUGAGUUUCCACAUUCACAGGUUGCAGUCUAGGUGCCCAGAGAGUGAGCAGGCGGCAGGCAGCAGGUGUGGCUGCCCAGCACCCGCCCAGACAUCAGACACCCUGUCCGCCCUUCUGGUUUGCUGAGACUAACAGGCUCCCGGGACGAUUUUUCCUGCUUUACAAAUGCCUGGCUCACUUCCAAGAGAACCACCUUUCUUUGUGAAGAUGGAGCAGUCGCUUAAAACAGACUUCUGUGACCCUUUCAGCAAGUCCUGAAAGCUGCCGAGGGAAGCCAUGGAUGCGACUACUCCAGCCCACACUGUUGGCAUGGAGAUCUACCUAGGCCCCAUGUGGCCGGCCCCUUCCAACAGCACCUCCCUGACCCUCAACUUGUCCCUCCCGCUGCAGGAAGACACCCCGGGGAACCUCACUGGGGACCUCUCCGAGCACCAGCAGUACGUGAUCGCCCUCUUUCUCUCCUGCCUCUACACCAUCUUCCUCUUUCCCAUCGGCUUCGUGGGCAACAUCCUGAUCCUGGUGGUGAACAUCAGCUUCCGGGAGAAGAUGACCAUCCCGGACCUGUACUUCAUCAACCUGGCGGCUGCCGACCUCAUCCUGGUGGCCGACUCGCUCAUCGAGGUGUUCAACCUGGACGAGCAGUACUACGACAUCGCGGUGCUCUGCACCUUCAUGUCCCUCUUCCUGCAGAUCAACAUGUACAGCAGCGUCUUCUUCCUCACCUGGAUGAGCUUCGACAGGUACCUGGCGCUGGCCAAGGCCAUGCGCUGCAGUCUCUUCCGCACCAAGCACCACGCUCGGCUCAGCUGCGGCCUCAUCUGGAUGGCCUCGGUGUCUGCCACGCUGGUGCCCUUCACGGCCGUGCACCUGCGGCACACUGAAGAGGCCUGCUUCUGCUUUGCCGACGUCAGAGAGGUGCAGUGGCUGGAGGUCACGCUGGGCUUCAUUGUGCCCUUCGCCAUCAUUGGCCUCUGCUACUCCCUCAUCGUGCGGGCCCUCGUCCGGGCCCACAGGCACCGUGGCCUGCGCCCACGCCGGCAGAAAGCCCUGAGGAUGAUCUUCGCCGUGGUCCUCGUCUUCUUCAUCUGCUGGCUGCCGGAGAACGUGUUCAUCAGCGUCCACCUCCUGCAAUGGACACAAGCAGGGGACACGCCCUGCAAGCAGUCUUUCCGCCAUGCUUACCCCUUGACGGGCCACAUCGUCAACCUUGCAGCCUUCUCCAACAGCUGCCUGAACCCCCUCAUCUACAGCUUCCUUGGAGAGACCUUCAGGGACAAGCUCAGGCUGUACGUGGAGCAGAAGACCAGCCUGCCCGCUCUGAACCGCUUCUGCCAUGCCACGCUCAAGGCAGUCAUCCCCGACAGCACAGAGCAGUCCGAUGUCAAGUUCAGCAGUGCUGUGUGAGAGGGACCUCCCAGAGGGAGGAGGACAGGGGUAGGGGGCAGGCUGGUGUUCAGGGCAGCACACACCCAGCACAGGUGGUGGGUGAACUGAGCCAGGCCAGAUUCUCAAAGCCCAGUGGCUUGGGGAACACCACACUGCUGGGUCAUCUCUGGGGCUGCUGGGAUCUUUGCUGACUAUCCAGCUCACGGAUGCGGCAAUCCAGAUUCAAGGGUCCAGGGCAGCAGGGCAGGUGACAUUGACCGCUCUACUCAAAGGGCACCAUACAACCUGCAGCUUGGUUUUCUCUCCAUACCCUAUGUCCCCAGAAGAUGAUUCUGCUGUUGACAAGUGACCGUCAAAAGGAUAGGCCACCCUAUGGAGCAUCAUAGUUACAUUUCUGCUACAUGAAUGCUACCUGGGUGGAGGAGUCUAGAGACAGAAUGUAUGUACCAGACCCAAACGGGCUA
This is a messenger RNA of Peromyscus maniculatus bairdii (prairie deer mouse), 3487 nucleotides long. RefSeq names its product G protein-coupled estrogen receptor 1 (gene Gper1). The record is from RefSeq and is a predicted model, not a curated record. NCBI's taxonomy places the organism in Eukaryota, Metazoa, Chordata, Mammalia, Rodentia, Cricetidae. Gene Ontology annotation, biological process: cellular response to estradiol stimulus; G protein-coupled receptor signaling pathway; nuclear receptor-mediated steroid hormone signaling pathway. Gene Ontology annotation, molecular function: G protein-coupled receptor activity; nuclear estrogen receptor activity. Gene Ontology annotation, cellular component: membrane; Golgi apparatus.